Molecule: messenger RNA, 2174 nt
Organism: Oryza sativa Japonica Group (Japanese rice)
Lineage: Eukaryota; Viridiplantae; Streptophyta; Magnoliopsida; Poales; Poaceae
Product: aluminum-activated malate transporter 10
Biological process (GO): malate transport
Cellular component (GO): plant-type vacuole membrane
Source: RefSeq, a predicted model, not a curated record
AAGAGCAGGAGCAUCAGCUUAUUACCAAUCUUUUUCAUUCCCCUCUCUUGGAACGUGCUGGUCUCCUCGCUUCUACACUCUCUUGAUCAGCUCUCACCACUAUGUACACUUGAUCGUCAUUUGCCACAAGUUAAAAUUGAUACAGAGCAACACAAAGAGCUAAACUAGGGGCAGUAACGCGGUAGUUGUACUCGAUCAUAUCGAUCCAUGGCUGCGGUGGCGAAUGGCGGUGCUGCGCCGGAGUGGCGGGUGACGGUGCCGGAGGGCGCGACGGUGACGGUGGAGCGCGAGGCCGGCCGCUGCCGGCGGGCCGCCGUGGUGUGGGCGUGGCAGCUGGUUUCCUGCGUCGCCGCGCUCGGGAGCAGGGCGUCCGGCCUCGCCGGGCGUGUCUGGAAGAUCGGCGCGGACGACCCCCGGAGGGCGGUGCACGGCGUCAAGGUCGGCCUCGCGCUCGCCCUCGUCUCCGUGUUCUACUACACCAGGCCCCUCUACGACGGCGUCGGCGGCGCCGCCAUGUGGGCCGUCAUGACCGUCGUCGUCGUCUUCGAGUUCACCGUUGGUGGCUGUGUGUACAAGGGGUUCAACCGGGCCACGGCGACGGUGAGCGCCGGGGCGGUCGCGCUCGGCGUGCACUGGAUCGCGAGCAAGUCCGGCGACAAGCUCGAGCCGGUCGUCCGCAGCGGCUCGGUUUUCCUUCUUGCCGCGGCGGCGACGUUCUCGCGGUUCAUACCGACGGUGAAGGCGCGGUUCGACUACGGGGUGACCAUCUUCAUCCUGACGUACAGCCUGGUGGCCGUGUCGGGGUACCGCGUGGACGCGCUGGUGGCGAUGGCGCAGCAGCGGGUCUCCACCAUCGCCAUCGGCAUCUUCAUCUGCCUCGCCGUCUGCUUGCUCAUCUGCCCCGUGUGGGCCGGGCAGGAGCUGCACCGCCUCACCGCCCGCAACAUGGACAAGCUCGCCGGCGCCGUCGAGGCCUGCGUCGAGGGCUACUUCGUCGCGGGAGAGGAGGAGGCGGCGGGGCCGGAGUACAAGCGGCGGCCGGCGGCUGCUGCGGCGGCGGAGGGGUACAAGUGCGUGCUCAACUCCAAGGCGUCCGAGGACGCGCAGGCGAACCUGGCGCGGUGGGAGCCCGCGCACGGCAGGUUCGGCUUCCGCCACCCGUACGCACAGUACAAGGCCGUCGGCGCCGCCAUGCGCCACUGCGCGUACUGCGUCGAGGCCCUGAGCGGCUGCAUCCGCUCCGCGGAGGCCCAGUCGCCCGAGGGCGUCAAUCGCCACCUCGCCGGCGCGUCCACGAGGGUGGCGACGCGGUGCGCGGCGGUGCUCAGGGAGGCCUCGAGCUCCGUCGCCGCGAUGACGACGCCGUCCCGGGGCCUCGACUUCGCCGUGGCGGACAUGAACACCGCCGUUCAGGAGCUCCAGAGCGAGGUGCGGGAGCUCCCGUCCAAGCUGGCCGCCGCCGCCGGGGAGCCGGCCGCGGCGCAGCAGCUGAUGGACGCCGUGCAGCUGCUCACGGUGACCUCGCUGCUGAUCGAGGUGUCGGCGAGGAUCGAGGGCGUCGUGGACGCCGUCGACACGCUCGCCACCCUCGCGGCGUUCAGAUCAGCUGACGACGACGACGACGACGACGACGAAAAGCCAACAACAGAAGCAGAUGCCAAGCUGCAAACCGUGAGCGAUCACGUCACGGUCGAACCGGAAGCGGCUGCGGCUGCGGCUCGGACAACAAAGAACAUUGAACAAGUUUAAACCGGUUCACGUCAAAAUCCAACGAACGAGUCGAUCGAACCGGGCAGAUUAAGCCGGUUCUCGAUGGGUUUCGUCACUCCCGCACCAUAUGCCACUUCCAAGCGGCAACCGGUCCGAGUGGCCGAGUCAGAGUGGGGAAUAAAAAAGCAAUCGCCGUAAAACCUUGAUCACUGUUGGUUCAGAGGAAAAGUUGACACAUGCAGAUAGCAUCAAGGAGAAAUGGGGAAUAAAAAAGCUCACUUAUCAUAAAGUUGUCAAUACGGCAUUGUGGCUUUCAUGCCAUGAAUGUAGGCACGUAUAGCGUCAAAUCCAUGUUAGUGCGUUGUUAUUUUUAAUUAUACCAGAUAACCAGAAUGUUAUUUGAUCUGAUCCCAUAUAGGAGCAGGAAAGAAAGUUCAGGGCCUGUCAUAUAUGGUCGUCAUGCA